This is a messenger RNA of Quercus lobata, 1251 nucleotides long. Its product is annotated as serine/threonine-protein phosphatase 7 long form homolog. The transcript is spliced from 3 exons. NCBI's taxonomy places the organism in Eukaryota, Viridiplantae, Streptophyta, Magnoliopsida, Fagales, Fagaceae. The coding region runs from base 373 to 1251 and encodes 292 amino acids. The record is from RefSeq and is a predicted model, not a curated record. Gene Ontology annotation, biological process: meristem maintenance; meristem development.
CACUCUCACUCACCCUCUCCUUCUCUCACUCACCCUCUCCUACUCUCACUCUCUCAGCGUCACCGUCGCGACGCCGACCCACUCACCCACUGACCCUCUCAGCCUCACCGGUCUGACCCCUGUCUCUCUCAAACCCCUCUCUCAGUCUCCGACCCACUCUCACUCACCCUCUCCUUCUCUCACUCUCUCAGCGUCACCGUCGCCGACGCCGGCCCCAACCCACUCACCCUCUCAGCCUCACCGCUCAAUCACCCUCUCACUCUCUCGCUCACCAACCCACUGUCGCACGUCCCUGUCACCCUCUCUACUCUCUCACUCGCCCUCUGCUGUAACUCAGUCUCCACCAUCUGAAAGAAAAAGAAGAAAAAAAGUAUGGCUGCUGCAAAUGCUGGACGCAUUGACUAUACACAGCCUGGACCCAUUGACGACUCGGUGUUGACACAGCAGGCGACGCAUCGGUCCGAAGCUAUUUGGAAUGGGCGGGAUCCAGGGUCCAUUACCUACCGUAGUCGUAGUUCAGAGUUCUCCAAGCAACCUCCAAUGGUGGACGACCGAGUGAGGAACAUCAUCACCACAGUUGGUUUGGAGGGACUCCUGUGGGUCCCGGGUAGAGAGAUUGACAAUGGCCUGAUAACGGCCUUAGUGGAGCGAUGGCGGCCCGAGACUCACACCUUUCACAUGCCACAUGGUGAGGUGACCAUCACAUUGCAGGAUGUGGAGGUUCUUCUCGGGCUUCCUGUUGAUGGUGAUGCUAUAACAGGGAGCACACAAAAAACUUGGGUGAAUGUGUGCCGGGAGUUCCUUGGCUUUCAACCUGUAACUCAAAACAAUCAUAAGCAACUUGAUGGGCAGAGGAUUCUCAUCAACCGCCUUUUGGAGGAAGUUGCUAACCCAUUGCCGCCUGAUGCUGAAGAGGAUCAGCUGCAUAAGUACGCACGAUGCUACAUCCUAGCGCUAUUGGGGGACACAAUAUUCAUGGACAAAUCCGGCGAUAGGGUGCAUCUAAUGUGGGUGCAGCAAUUGGAAAACCUUCACAACCCACGGAGGUACAGUUGGGGAAGUGCUUGCCUUGCAUGGGUGUAUCGAGAGCUAUGCAGGGCAAGCGAGGACACUAGUCAGAUUGGUGGGUGCUUGCUGUUGCUCCAGUACUGGGCAUGGGCCAGGUUCCCCUAUUUGUGCCCGACAGUUGAGCGAGGCCCGCCAGUGGGUGCUUACGGUCCUCCAGUACGUGGUCCACUAUCCCUGAAGUAA